GGGGUAGCUUUUAGCCAAUAAAAAGCGACUUUUGCUUCUUUCAAAGCUUCGUCUCCGCCACCACCACAAGAAAUAUCCUCACGCUUUCUCUUUCUCUCUCUCUCUCUCUCUCUCUCUCUCUCUCUCAAUUGGAGACCCUGCCAAGAAAACCCUCGCAGCCACCAAUCUUUUAGCCGAGGGAAAGAUAAAAUGGUUGAUCAGGUUCAACACCCUUCUGUCAUGGAAAAGGUAGCUGGCCAGUUCCUUCAUCACUCUAGUCUUUCAAGAGAAAUUCAGGGCUAUGAUGGUGGUUUCCAACGAUCUGCUAUGUAUCAAAGACAUGCUGCUUAUGGAAACUACACCAAUCCAGCAAUGAGGUAUCCAACUAGAGCUACCACAGAUCUAUCCAUGGUUGCAUCAACUGCAUCCCCCAUUUUUGUUCAAGCCCCUGCAGAGAAAGGCAACUUUGUUAUUGAUUUCCUUAUGGGUGGUGUUUCUGCUGCUGUCUCCAAGACGGCUGCUGCCCCAAUUGAGCGUGUUAAACUUUUGAUUCAGAACCAGGAUGAGAUGAUUAAGACUGGCCGUUUGUCAGAACCCUACAAGGGCAUUGGUGACUGCUUUAAGCGAACAAUGAAGGAUGAGGGCAUUGUUUCAUUGUGGAGAGGGAAUACUGCAAAUGUCAUCCGUUAUUUCCCCACUCAGGCCUUGAACUUUGCAUUCAAGGAUUACUUUAAGAGGCUUUUUAACUUCAAGAAAGACAGGGAUGGUUAUUGGAAAUGGUUUGCUGGUAACUUGGCAUCCGGAGGUGCUGCUGGUGCCUCUUCCCUUCUCUUUGUCUAUUCAUUGGACUAUGCGCGUACCCGUUUGGCUAAUGAUUCUAAGGCUGCAAAGAAAGGAGGAGAAAGGCAAUUCAAUGGUUUGGUUGAUGUUUACAGGAAGACGUUGAAGAGUGAUGGUAUUGCUGGUCUUUACCGUGGAUUCAACAUUUCUUGUGUUGGUAUCAUUGUGUACCGUGGUCUCUACUUUGGAAUGUACGAUUCUCUGAAGCCAGUGCUUCUGGUUGGAAGCUUGCAGGAUAGUUUCUUCGCUAGUUUUGCACUUGGUUGGCUCAUUACCAAUGGUGCAGGUCUCGCUUCCUAUCCAAUUGACACUGUCCGCAGAAGAAUGAUGAUGACCUCUGGUGAAGCGGUGAAGUACAAGAGUUCUCUGGAUGCAUUCUCUCAAAUUUUGAAGAACGAGGGUGCCAAGUCUCUCUUCAAGGGUGCCGGUGCUAACAUUCUCCGUGCAGUUGCAGGUGCUGGUGUUCUUGCUGGUUAUGAUAAGUUACAGCUGAUCAUGUUCGGGAAGAAGUAUGGAUCUGGUGGUGCUUAAGAACAUAUUUUCUAUCCUGUUAGAGUUAGAUGGUGAUGAAAAUCUGAGUUCACAGAAUCUUUUUCGGCAAAUUUUUCAUUAAAUAAUUAUCAGUUUAGUGGGAUUUAAUCCCAAAAACAAAUUUAUUUUUGAAACAGGCAUUUAAUCCAUCAACAGGAUUAAUUAGAGUGGCGGAAAUUGCCACUAUCAUUACUUUUGAGUUUUCAGUUACAUGAUUUGCGGAAUAUUUUGUAUGAAUGCACCAUUACUUUUGGCAAUCCACUGCUUACGUGGUUUUCCUUUUGGAAUGCAGUAAAUGGGGAUGGUAUCUAUUUCCCUGUUGCUUUGCUCUA
Ziziphus jujuba (common jujube) is the source of this 1682-nucleotide messenger RNA. RefSeq names its product ADP,ATP carrier protein 1, mitochondrial. Gene Ontology annotation, molecular function: ATP:ADP antiporter activity. The record is from RefSeq and is a predicted model, not a curated record. Bases 190 to 1350 code for a protein of 386 amino acids. The transcript is spliced from 4 exons. Lineage: Eukaryota; Viridiplantae; Streptophyta; Magnoliopsida; Rosales; Rhamnaceae. Gene Ontology annotation, cellular component: mitochondrial inner membrane. Gene Ontology annotation, biological process: mitochondrial ATP transmembrane transport; mitochondrial ADP transmembrane transport.